Molecule: messenger RNA, 603 nt
Organism: Glarea lozoyensis ATCC 20868
Lineage: Eukaryota; Fungi; Ascomycota; Leotiomycetes; Helotiales; Helotiaceae
Exons: 1
Coding region: 1-603 (200 amino acids)
Source: RefSeq, a predicted model, not a curated record
AUGUCAGAUACACCAGAACGCCAGAGGUUCAUAGACUUCGCUAACAACUUCCCUCACGAAUGGUUGACAAACAAGGAUGUUCUUCCAGGUGUAGGCACUUCCCAGAAAUACAGAGUGUACAACGAUGACCGUACUCAGGCAUGGGAUUUCAAACUUAUUGCAGACAGUUUAGGUCUACCUGGUGUCAGGUACUGGCAUCGCGUCGAAAUCCGCGAGGAAGAAGUUCCUGAUGACCCAAAUGCAAUAACGUCGUUUCCAACUCGGGCCAUAAUCCUAAUCCCUCGUGGCCGCCGAGAUAUGAGUCAUAGCGGAUUGCGAGAUUUUCUCAUCACCGCCUAUGACGAAAAAGAAUUUGCGGCGAACGCUGCAGGUUUCCACAGCACGGCACUGAGAUGGUCCGCCAGAAAUGUUGUUGCAACGCUUCAAACGACGAACAUCGAUUUAUAUCCCAACGUUCAGCUGUAUAGCCAUGAGUUGAAUGUCAGUGACUCCAACGGGAAGCGCACUAUCAGACUUGAGAGCUUUCCAGACCAUCCAUUCACUGACAUACCAGCUACUAUGGCUUGUUAUGUCACGAACGAGCGUUACUAUGACAGUGUUUAG